AUGAGCGGCUCCCCAGAACAAGGGUCCAAAGGUGAGGGAGAGGGGGAGGACAAAAUGAGAGAUGGCGAGGGUAGAGGAAUGGGGCUGGACAAUGAUGAGGAGGAGGAAGAGGAAGAGGAGGAGGAGGAAGAAGAAGAGGAAGAAGAGGAGGAGUUGAGGAAUGGCAGUCGCCCUGAUUCAAACUUAAGUGAGGACUCCCAAGAGUUCAGCCAAAACAGAGAGAAUGGGCAGAGGCAGUCCCCCGGUGCCAAAGCCUCGGGAGCGGACAGGAUCGUGGAGAGCGGUGGUGUGGGCAUCAUGCACCCGUACAACCAUCUGGACAAUCAUCUACGACUCAACUCUAACAAGAGAGGCCUGGACAGACAGACCAAUGGAGAUAGAGGAGAGCGAGGCGAACCACAGAGAAACGGAGAGCAUGAACAGGAAAGAGAAAGGAACGAGCAGGAGGAUCAGAGGCCUUUGAUGAACGGCAGGAUGAGUGUCUCUGAGGCAGACGCCUUCUCUGGCUUAUUCCAGCGCCGGCCAACUCCCAUUACCAUCACCAGCCCAUCCAACAACAAGAGGAUCAAGAUUGAGAAGGAACAGCUUGAGCUUCCCCCGACUAUUCCCCUCAUCUCCCCUGAGAAUGUGUACUCCCAGCUCCUGGCUGGUUAUGCUGCAUCUCGACACUUCAUUAGAGAACCCUUUCUGGGUUUCACUGAUUCCCGCCAGUCGCCGUUCGCCACCUCCUCGGAGCACUCCUCCUCAGAAACUGGAAGCCUGCGCUACUCAACUCCGCCAGGGGAAUUGAUGGAUGCAGGCAGCGCCUCAGGUCGCAGCAACAGCAGUACCCCUCAUCUCCUACGGGGGCCUGGGCCCGGCAGACCCCCCAGCUCCAAAGACCGGAGGAAUGACACGUGUGAGUACUGCGGCAAAGUGUUCAAAAACUGCAGCAACCUGACAGUGCAUCGGCGCAGCCACACAGGGGAGCGGCCCUACAAGUGUGACCUGUGCAGCUACGCCUGUGCACAGAGCUCCAAGCUCACGCGCCACAUGAAGACCCACGGCCAGUUUGGGAAAGAGGUGUACCGCUGUGACAUCUGCCACAUGCCCUUCAGUGUCUACAGCACGCUGGAGAAACACAUGAAGAAGUGGCACGGGGAACAUUUGAUGGCCAGCGAGGUCAAACUGGAGCAGGCCGAUAGAGGCUGA
Molecule: messenger RNA, 1191 nt
Organism: Knipowitschia caucasica
Lineage: Eukaryota; Metazoa; Chordata; Actinopteri; Gobiiformes; Gobiidae
Source: the annotation of a GenBank genome assembly